Sphenostylis stenocarpa is the source of this 1614-nucleotide messenger RNA. NCBI's taxonomy places the organism in Eukaryota, Viridiplantae, Streptophyta, Magnoliopsida, Fabales, Fabaceae. The record is from the annotation of a GenBank genome assembly.
AUGGCUGGAAGAGAAUUAGGAGUGCUUAAUGCACUCGAUGUGGCAAAGACGCAAUGGUACCACUUCACUGCUAUUGUGAUUGCUGGAAUGGGAUUCUUUACUGAUGCCUAUGAUCUCUUCUGUAUUUCCCUUGUCACCAAGUUGCUGGGGCGGAUAUAUUACACAGACAUAACCAAACCAAAGCCUGGUGUUCUUCCUCCUAAUGUGCAAGCUGCUGUGACUGGCGUUGCGCUAUGUGGCACUUUGGCCGGCCAGCUUUUCUUUGGAUGGCUUGGUGACAAGUUGGGAAGGAAAAAGGUUUAUGGCUUAACUCUUAUGCUCAUGGUAGUGUGUUCUAUUGCCUCGGGGCUCUCUUUUGGAGAUACCCCAAAGGGUGUCAUUGCCACACUUUGCUUCUUCAGGUUCUGGCUUGGCUUUGGGAUUGGUGGUGACUACCCUCUAUCAGCUACAAUCAUGUCUGAAUAUGCCAACAAAAAGACUCGAGGGGCAUUCAUUGCUGCAGUGUUUGCCAUGCAGGGAUUUGGAAUCUUGGCUGGUGGAAUAGUUGCCUUGAUUGUGUCAUCUGCAUAUGAUCACAAAUACAAUCUUCCCAGUUACGAAGAAAACCGAGAAGGAUCAAUAGUGCAUUCCCUUGAUUAUGUUUGGCGUAUCAUUUUGAUGUUUGGUGCUGUCCCAGCUGCGCUUACCUACUACUGGCGUAUGAAAAUGCCAGAGACAGCUCGUUACACAGCCCUUGUGGCCAGGAAUGCAAAACAAGCUGCUUCAGACAUGUCUAAGGUGUUACAAGUCGAGAUUGAAGCUGAAGAGGAUAAGUUGCACCACAUGGUUGAGAGUGAAAACCAAAGGUAUGGUUUGUUCAGCAAGGAAUUUGCCAAACGCCAUGGGUUGCACUUAGUUGGAACCACAGUAACUUGGUUUUUGUUAGACAUUGCCUUCUACAGCCAGAACCUUUUCCAAAAGGAUAUUUUCACUGCCAUUGGAUGGAUCCCUCCUUCACAAGAAAUGAGUGCAAUCCAUGAAGUUUAUAGGAUUGCAAGAGCCCAAACACUUAUAGCACUUUGCAGCACUGUGCCGGGGUACUGGUUCACCGUGGCCUUUAUUGAUUACCUGGGCCGUUUUACCAUCCAAGUAAUGGGUUUCUUCUUCAUGACUGUCUUCAUGUUUGCCCUUGCUAUACCUUACAAUCACUGGACCAAGAAAGAAAACAGAAUUGGGUUUGUUGUGAUGUACUCUUUCACCUUUUUCUUCUCCAAUUUUGGUCCAAAUGCCACUACGUUUGUUGUACCAGCAGAGAUUUUCCCGGCAAGGUUAAGAUCUACUUGCCAUGGAAUAUCAGCUGCUGCAGGAAAGGCAGGAGCCAUUGUGGGUGCAUUUGGGUUCUUGUAUGCUGCACAAAGUAAGGACCCCAGCAAGGUUGAUCAAGGUUAUCCAACUGGAAUUGGGGUUAAGAACUCCCUCCUUGUGCUUGGUGUGAUAAACUUUUUUGGAAUUUUAUUCACCUUGUUAGUACCAGAAUCAAAGGGAAAAUCACUGGAAGAGUUGAGUGGGGAGAAUGAUGAAGAUGGCCCUGAGACAAUAGAGGUGGCAGGGUCUGCUAGGACGGUUCCCGUCUAA